Mercenaria mercenaria is the source of this 1969-nucleotide messenger RNA. RefSeq names its product leucine-rich repeat-containing protein 40-like. The transcript has 3 exons. Gene Ontology annotation, cellular component: extracellular matrix. Bases 124 to 1527 code for a protein of 467 amino acids. Gene Ontology annotation, molecular function: protein binding. NCBI's taxonomy places the organism in Eukaryota, Metazoa, Mollusca, Bivalvia, Venerida, Veneridae. The record is from RefSeq and is a predicted model, not a curated record.
GUCAUUGUAAAUAUCAUCACUUGCUCAUGUAACUACUAUCUUAUCAUAAGGUAUUGUGAAAUACAGUUUUGUAACAAGUAAUUUUGUCCAGGCUAAAACUGCUGGAGAUCAAAAUCUCAGAAAAUGAAGAAUCACUUCAUAUCAGCAGCAUUGCUUGUUUGGUGCAACGCAGUGUUUUCUUUCAAAGGGUUUGAAGCAUUCCUGUUUUCGGAUGACUGCCCGGCAAACGCGCCGUGCUCCUGCCUAGGACCGGCGGAUCACGCCUUGAUCCUCUGCAGCAACAACCAACUGACUUCCGUUCCACAAUUUCACUCAUCACAACUUCAUUCCAAAGAGCUUAACAUAUUUCUUAACGAUAACAAGCUAACGACUAUACCCAACUACGUGUUUCGAAGUCUUGCCAGCAUGAAUGCAGCAUCCAUACAUCUGCAGCUCGACUCUAAUAUGAUCAACUACAUUGCAUCUAAUGCAUUUGAUGGGAUUGAAAACGUCAUUACCAUACUUCAGCUACAAAAUAAUCGUUUGACUUCUGUGCCAGAGGCCGUAGGAAACCUGCACAGUCUUAACUAUUUAGAUAUAACACACAACCCUUUCAAAUAUUUAGGUAUAUCAGUUAUGUCUGGGAUAGGACUAUCACUGAAAACCUUGUACAUAGAUUUAAGCCCUUUUCCAGUGUGGCCUACGGAGCUUAUUUCCUUACGAAGAUUGGAGCAUCUUACUAUAUCUAGUAUACCAUAUACCGCUAUGAAUUCUAGUGAUUUCCGAGGAUUUGAGAACACUCUUAUUACCCUUAACAUUGAAGAAUCACCAAGAUUGAAGAAGAUUCCGUGUGCCAUUACGCGGCUUUCACAGCUUAAAUCCCUUUAUCUUGACUACUUCAGUCAGUUGGGCGCAAACGAUAGUUCAAUUUUUGAAAACUGUACGCAACAGAGCCGAUCUGUUUCUUCGUUCACAUUGGAGCACAGCAAUAUGACUACAUUUCCCGAUGUUUUCAACUUUUUUCCAAGUUUAACCAGUUUGAACCUUCUUGGUAACUCGCUUGAAAUCAUCGAGGCUGAAAAAAUCCCACCGGGAAAUAGACUGGCUGAAAUAGAUCUUGCUUCCAAUAAUUUUAAAAGAAUUCCAUCAGCUCUGAAUAAGAUGAAAUAUCUAUCACACCUUGACCUGACGAACAAUGACAUAGUUUCAGUUGAAGACGUAGACCUUAGUGGUCUGUCUCAACUACAGGAGCUAAGUCUUUCCGAUAAUCCAGUGCGUUACAUCUCUACCCACACCUUUGAUAACAAUAAGCAGCUGACAACAUUAAACUUAGCAAAUACGAAUCUGAGAAUCUUACCAGCUGCAGUUACUUCGCUGGCGCAUCUAACUGACAUUGACUUCAGCGGCGUCCAUAUCAUGUGCAGUUGCGAAAUGUCCUAUCUUAAAAGUUGGAAUAUUACGUCUAUUCUGUCGUUUGAUGGAGUGUGUGCCAAUACGCAGACAAAUCUCAAGAAUUACAUCACAGCGUCUUUAAAACUUUGCCCAUGAAGGAAAGAAAAUCUUGGUCGGUUCCAUAUGAAAUACUAUUUUGUAUGUAUAAUCCGCCAAUAUUAGAAAUAAAACUCUUCAUAGAACAAAAAAAAAAUGUUGAUAAUAGUCAUAACAGUGACAAGUACUAAAAUGGGAGGCGUGAAUUAGUUUUAAUAAGUUCGCACGAAUGAGAAGUAAGUCAAGAUUCAACGAGAUAGUGAUACAACUCGUUUUGGCUCUUAUUUAUAAACACAGUAGUAUAGUAUAUUAUACGGUACUCCUCAUUUACAUGGGUCAAACAGUGUUGUUGUACUUACAAAAUAGACUGACCUGGUUUAUAGAAUGGUCAGGGCUACAGGAAUGCGAUAUGUAUUGUAUUUUGUCAUCAUUUUUAGCAUGAAUUCCCUUCAGUUUGGAACUCUCACUUACUUUCACUUUGUUAAAAAUGUAUAAUUUCCAA